Pleurotus ostreatus (oyster mushroom) is the source of this 1377-nucleotide messenger RNA. RefSeq lists its product as uncharacterized. Bases 1 to 1377 code for a protein of 458 amino acids. Gene Ontology annotation, biological process: transmembrane transport. Gene Ontology annotation, molecular function: transmembrane transporter activity. The transcript has 13 exons. Lineage: Eukaryota; Fungi; Basidiomycota; Agaricomycetes; Agaricales; Pleurotaceae. The record is from RefSeq and is a predicted model, not a curated record. Gene Ontology annotation, cellular component: membrane.
AUGUCCAAAAGCCAGCCGGCAGGGAGCAUGGAGAAGGAGCUUGAGCGCGUCGGCAUUGAAGAAGAAUACAAACCCACAACCCCCUUCCCAUCGAAGGACGAAAAGGCUCUUGUUCGCAAGCUAGAUAGGCGGAUACUGCCCCUAGCAUGUCUGCUCUACUUAUUUGCAUACUUGGAUCGCAGCAAUCUAGGGAACGCUCGUCUACAAGGAUUGCCAGAGGAUGUACUGGCCGGCGACCCCACGGGUAUCUUAUUCGACUGGGUCAACUCUGCGUUCUUCUUCUCCUACAUUCUAUUCCAAGUACCAGCGACGAUCACAUCGAAGCUCUUCCGCCCCCGUUUCUGGAUGGCUGGGGCAGCCAUAGGCUGGGGUCUAUCGUCAACUCUGAUGGCAACCGGCUUCAACAUCGGCGGCUUGGUGACUGCCCGCUUGUUCCUCGGCAUCUUCGAGGCGUGCUUCGGUCCUGCAAUACCCUUGUACUUCUCUUUGUUCUAUACGAAAACUGAGAUGGGGACGCGCAUGGCGUAUUGGUUCGGGUUCGCGGCGGUCGCUGGCGCGUUUGGGGGGCUACUCGCGUUCGGGAUCCAACACGCCCAUGCUGCCAUCGCGAACUGGAGGCUGUUGUUCUUGGUCGAGGGAAUUCCUGCGAUGUUGCUCGGCCUGUUCACCUUGUUCCUGCUCCCCGAUCGCCCGGAGUCGACGCACUUCUUCGACGAGAGAGAGAGGCAGAUAGCGUUGGAGCGUAUGAACAGGGCGGCGAGCGGCGAUACGGGGGCUGUAGUCAAUAAAGCUCAUAUUGCUGCUGCGUUUCGAGAUUGGAGGAUUUACGUCGCCGGGGUCAUCUAUUUCGGCCUGAAUUGCGCGCUUGCGUCCAUCUCCGCCUUCCUCCCCACCAUCAUCCAGACAUUCGGAAACACCCCCGCGGCAUCCCAGCUGCUGACUGUCCCUCCGUACGCUGUGGCAGCGGUCGUCCUCGUCUGCUUCGCUAUCGCUUCAGACAGGAUGCAGAGCCGGGGCGUGUUCAUGUGCAUCGCGAGUUGUAUUGGGGGCAUCGGUUAUCUGCUACUAUUGACGGUCCCGUCGAACCAGCGCGUGCGGUACUUUGCGAGCUUCUGCAUCACGAGCGGCACGUAUGCGACGAUUGGUAUCAUCAUCGCGUGGUUUGCGCAUAAUCUCGGCUCCGAGACGAAGAAGGCCGCGGGCAUACCGAUGUUCAUGGCGAUCGGCCAGUGCGGGAGCAUACUGGGCUCGCAUGUAUUCCCGAAGAGGGAGGGCCCACGAUAUAUCAAAGGAUUUGCGAUUUCGUGUGCGCUCGAGUUCCUCGCGGCCUUCUGUGCAAUCGUACUUUCGGUCAGCUUCUCCCCUCACGGGCAUUAG